GCAAAGUUAGUCAGCAAGUUGCAUAGCUUCUGCAUUCUAAUUCUUCAAGCCUCUUUUGUAUGAAGUUUGACACAAUGUUUUACACUGUGUUUGACCUGAAUGGGAUGCUGGAGAAAACAAUGAAAGGAGCGGACAAAGCGAUUGUGGCAAAGUCCUUUGGAAAAUGGAAAAGCAGCUCUCUAAGGUCCAGGACCAUGGAGAAGCCGGAUGAGCCGUCCGAGGAGAGUAAGGAGGAGAGCCUUUCCAACUGCACCUGUGAAGCCCCACAACAAGAGAAUGAAUUACAUGAUCACUUCCUGAGAGCUGAGAAUUGUGAACGCAUCAACCAAGGUGGACAGUGUGAAUCUGGCAGCUUAUCCUACAGACUGCACAGAAAACUACAAUCAAAGAUGGAUUCUGAGGGUGAGGAGCAAACUCUGCAAACAUGUAACAGUAGCACAGUGCCGGCUGACUGCAUCGCUGACACUCCAAGCCCAUAUGGGUCCAUGGCUAGGAAGAGGAGUGCCCAGGAAGGGGCGGGUGCCCCCGUCAACAAGAGAAAGUCCCUGCUGAUGAAGCCCCGCCACUACAGCCCCACGACAUGUGAAGAGGAGAGCGAGGACCUGGCACCGCCACAGGACAAAGAAGAGCUGAGGAACAUUGACACUCCAGCAGAUGGGAACUUGAAUGCAGUCAAUGGAGUGGCCAGCAGGAAUGGUUGCCACGAUGCGGCUGCAAAGUCCCACGAUUCCCUCGGAUGGUCUGAAGUUGCAUCAGAUGUCUCUCCACGGUGCGAGGCGGAGACGUCUGAACCUCUGAUGGACGGGGAUGAAGAGGAAGAGCUCAUGAAUGAAGAGGAAGACCAAAGUCAAGACAGGAUGAGUGUUGCAUGUACUUCGCCGCCACAAAGCCCAUACGGAGACAUGCGGGAGGAGUGGGAGCCUCUGUCUCUUUCUGCCAAGGUGAACGGCUCCAAUAGCAGCCCCUCUCGAGCCUCGGAAGACCUAUCGGGCAGGAACGGCCACCUGAGAGAAGACCAUGACUCAGAACUAGUCGGUCCGAUGGGUCGAACAAGCAUUUUCCAAGCUGAGGUGCUGAGGUGUAGGCCACUCCUGACAGAGGAGGACAGCGAGGGGGAAGUGGAGGCAGACAGGCCGUCCCGGCUGGAGGGCUGGGCUCUGGGCCUACAGGAGCGGGGCCUUGAUUUGGGCCGGGGACGAGUGAACCUGAGUCUUUUGGAACAGGCUAUCGCCCUGCAGUCGGAGCAGAGGCAGGUUCUGCACCACGCCUACAGGGAGAUGGACCGGUUCCUCAUGGAGCAGAUGACCAACGAGAGAAGACACCACCGAAUGAUGGACAUGGACGGCAGACUGAACUAUCAUGGAGGAAAAGAUUCCCCUCGGACAGAUAAGAAAGAUAUAAGGUGCCCGACUCCCGGCUGUGAUGGCACUGGACAUGUGACCGGCCUGUAUCCACACCACAGGAGUUUGUCUGGGUGUCCACACAAAGUCAGAGUCCCCCCCUCAGUCCUGGCCAUGCAUGAGAAUGUCCUCAAGUGCCCUACACCUGGGUGCACAGGAAGAGGCCAUGUCAACAGCAACCGUAGCACCCACCGGAGUCUCUCAGGCUGCCCCAUUGCUGCUGCAGUCAAAGUCUCCAAACCUCAGGAUGAGAGUUCAAAAUGCAGACAAACACCUGACCGCUCACCGAGAGCCAUCGGCUUGAUAAAAAAAUUUGAGAUGAACCAGUUAAACUACAGGCUAUCCCAUCCAGUAGCGGCCUUGCAGACGAACCUUUCCAAGGAUAUGGACAAGUACAGCAAAAUCCGCUUCGAUUACGCUAGUUUUGAUGCGCAGGUCUUCGGCAAACAGUCUCUGAUGGGAUCCAACCAGGACCAGGAUAUCUCUUCUCAUUUCCCUGACUCUCCUCAGCAGUAUCCUGGCUUCCUUGGUACUCCAGGUGGCCGCCUGCCCACCUCUGGUCAGCACAGCCCACCAAGUCAAUUCAAAAAAGGAGACGGUCUCCAAGCCACAGCAGCGACUGCCGCCAUCCUUAAUCUGUCCACCCGUUACCGGAAGAGCAUGGAGGCUGUCACUGGCCGGCCCUUGGCAACCUCCACAAAGGACAUGCUCAUAGAGGUGGACGAAAACGGCACCCUGGACCUGAGUAUGAAGAAAUGCAAGGAAAAUGCGAAAGCCCAGAUGACUAAGGUGCCUUCGGAAGACCCGCAGUCUCCUCCUGAGUCCGCUGUGGUGAGGCGGGGGCGUGCUCUCAACCCGGCCUUUUACCAGCCACUGUGUGACAGAGACAGCUGGGACACUCCCAUCCCUAUCAACUCAAUGUAUUCCCUUGUUUCCCAGCAGGAGGAUUUUGACGAGGUCUCCCUGGAGGACCAACACUAUCAAGGAGACGCCAGCAUGAUAAGCCCCAAAACCAAGCUGCUAUUACGAGAUUCAAAGAAAGAGCUAAUGAGCUGUCCAACCCCGGGCUGUGAUGGCAGUGGCCAUGUGACGGGAAAUUAUGCAUCACAUCGAAGUGUGUCUGGAUGUCCCCUAGCUGACAAGACACUCAAAUCACUGAUGGCAGCCAACUCUCAGGAACUAAAGUGCCCAACACCUGGUUGUGAUGGAUCUGGACAUGUGACUGGGAACUACGCUUCACACAGAAGUUUGUCAGGAUGUCCACGUGCCAGAAAAGGAGGUUUGAAGCUUACGCCAAACAAGGACGAAAAAGACGAGCAAGAAAUGAAGUGUCCAGUUAUUGGAUGUGACGGACAGGGCCAUAUAUCGGGAAAAUACACAUCCCACCGCAGCGCAGGCAGUUGCCCACUUGCUGCCAAGAGACAGAAGGAGUCGUCCGUCAAUGGGCUGCCCUUUGCCUGGAAGGCCAAUAAACAGGAGCUGCCCCACUGUCCCUUGCCUGGCUGCAAUGGCCUCGGACAUGCCAAUAAUGUGUUUGUCACUCACAGAAGCUUGUCUGGUUGCCCACUGAACGCACAGAGUAUAAAGAAAAAGCACUCAGGAGAGGAGAUGAUGACUAUCAAAUUGAAAGCCAGCAGUGGUGUCGAAAACAAAGAGGACGUUCAACAUUUGGAUCACGAAAUAAAGGAACUGAACGAAUCCAACCUGAAAAUUGAGGCGGACAUGAUGCAACUCCAAACACAGCAGAUUUCGUCUAUGGAAUGUAACCUGAAGACAAUUGAAGAGGAAAACAAGAUGAUUGAACAGCACAAUGACAGCCUUCUGAAGGAGCUGGCGCGCCUCAGCCAAGCUCUCAUUAACAGUCUAACAGACAUUCAGCUGCCUCAAAUGGGACCCAUCAGUGAGCAUAAUUUCGAGGCCUAUGUGAACACAUUAACUGAUAUGUACAACAACUCGGAGCAUGAAUACUCUCCAGAGUGCAAGGCCCUCUUGGAUAAUAUCAAACAGGCUAUUAAGGGCAUCCAUGUUUAAGCUGUAGAGCUACCAAGAGGUUUCUUUGACUUGGGAUAAUGGCACUAGAUAGCUCUAUUUUACUGAAGAGUGCUGGCUUGGCUGCGUGUAUAAGACAAGGCUUUUGGAAAUGUGUUCAUCAUUUCCCCGUAAAUACACUGCACUGAGAAAAUUACCAGCCGGAUUUGUAAUGCUUUUACCGUUUCUGCAUUCACUUGAUAUGUUUAUCCUGGUGAGAUUUUUACCCCCCUUGCACUUAAUUAUUUUGUAUGGUUUGCUUGAUUUGAAUCUGUAUGUGUUCAUGUCAUUCUUAUAUUAUUCGCUAUUUAUUAUAUUUGUUCAUCAGUGUAUUUAUUUCCUCGAUUUUUAUUUAUUUCUCUGAUUGUAAAUGCGUACUAUUGAUGAAUCUGUUGACUUUCUGCACAUUGUAAAUUACAUAGAAGCACAUUCCAAUUUCAUGGCAUACUUCCGCCAUCUAGUGUUGAAAAAUUUAUAUCAGACCACCGAGUAGGAUCUCCCUUUCAAAGUGAAAAGCUACCAAAACUACCGAGUAUCGAUAUUUUUUAAGCAUUGCUUUCGCUUUCUAUUCUUUAUUGGAAACUGAAUGUAUGGUAAAGACAAAGUGAACAUUGAGAUCCAAAAAAAAAAAAAAAAAACAAAACAAAACAAAAAAAAAUGCAAUGCACCUGUACUGUACAUUUUUUUUUCUUAACCAAUUCUGUUAAAGGCUGAAUGCAACCAGGAAGUGGCGGCAGAGUCACUGAGCAACCUGCAACACCAGUCAUUGAUCCUUUCUUUCAAUGACCUGAAUGUCAGAUCCUGCUUUGCAUAACGUGUCACUAUAAAAGUGCAACUGACCACACUAAGAAAAUUAAAAUCCACUUUGUCAAGAUGUCUUUCUUUUUCUUGAAAUAUAUAGAUAUUAAACUGCCUUCUGUGCACACACCUGAGAGUGUGCAUAUAGUAUGUGCCUAAAUGUAUAUGAAUCCAUAAAAAUAUACGAGUACUAUGUUUUGUGGUAGGACAGUAUUAUGUGGAUGGUGUCUAAUUUAUUAUACAGUACAAUUAUUUUCAUAGGAGGAAACGUUCCUGAUGACUGUUUAAAUUCCAUUGUCUCAGUAGCUGUAAUCUAAAAGUCAGGUUUUGAAAUGCCACAAUUGAGACCGAAAAGUCUGGUGUUUAUUUUGACUUUUGUUAGCAUGGAGAAAAAAAAUAAUAAUAAUAAAAAAACAAGCAAGGAGUGAAUUUCAAGAAAAGUAACGCCACCUUACAAACAUCGAUUCAUAUAUCUUUCAUCACUGAUGUUUUACUCCUGUUAACUGCUUACAAGCCUUUACAUUUCAGCAAGUCUUACACUCUGAACAUCCUAGUAAUUCUUGGGGUAGAUUUGAACAGUAGCUAUUUCAAAACCGAGCUGAUUACCACUACAACUUGGAAAUCAGUAACAAUCAUUUAAUGCAAGGAAAAAAAAAUUUAAAAAAAGAAGAAAAGAAAAAAACAUAGACAAGUGAUAUUUGUUGGCUGAUCAGUUGUUUGUUUGCAUCAAUUGCACUUUUGUAUUACAAUUAUUUUGUAUUUUAGUUCACCAUAUUGCCCUUGACUUCAACAAAAAAAGAGAAGGAAAUGGGACAUUGUAGUCAUAUCACUGUACUUUACAUGUCUCAAUUUCACGAGGUAAACUCCAAGAGGAAAAAAAAA
Myripristis murdjan (pinecone soldierfish) is the source of this 5108-nucleotide messenger RNA. RefSeq names its product suppression of tumorigenicity 18 protein-like. Lineage: Eukaryota; Metazoa; Chordata; Actinopteri; Holocentriformes; Holocentridae. Gene Ontology annotation, cellular component: nucleus. Gene Ontology annotation, molecular function: zinc ion binding; RNA polymerase II cis-regulatory region sequence-specific DNA binding; DNA-binding transcription factor activity, RNA polymerase II-specific. The record is from RefSeq and is a predicted model, not a curated record. Gene Ontology annotation, biological process: regulation of transcription by RNA polymerase II.